Messenger RNA from Linum tenue, 450 nucleotides. Lineage: Eukaryota; Viridiplantae; Streptophyta; Magnoliopsida; Malpighiales; Linaceae. The record is from the annotation of a GenBank genome assembly.
AUGGAGAUGGAGAUGGAAUCUUGUGUUCCACCAGGGUUUAGGUUCCACCCAACGGAAGAAGAACUCGUGGGUUACUAUCUCAAGAGGAAGAUUAGCUCUUUGAAAAUCGAUUUGGAUGUCAUCGCCGACAUCGAUCUUUAUAAGAUGGAGCCAUGGGACAUCCAAGCGACAUGCAAUCUAGGGUACGACUCACAGACGGAGUGGUACUUCUUCAGCCACAAGGACAGGAAGUACCCGACCGGAACCCGGACCAACCGGGCGACGGCGGCCGGGUUCUGGAAGGCGACCGGACGGGACAAGGCGGUGCUGUCGAAGAACAAGAUCAUCGGAAUGAGGAAGACGCUCGUCUUCUACGGCGGGCGCGCUCCCAAUGGAAGGAAGAGCGACUGGAUCAUACAUGAGUAUCGCCUCCAGACUUUCCAAAAUGCAACACCUCAGGUACCUAAUUAA